AUGGCCAACGCCAAGAAAUCCGACAGUGACGURGCCGUCGAGAUCCCCGCCAGCAAGCCAAACACCACUCCCGCAGAAGACGAGGACGAGGAGGAAGACUACUACGAGGUGGAGAAGAUUUUCGGCCACAGGACCGUGAAGGGUGAGAUUGAAUAUCGCGUCAAGUGGCUCGGCUACGUUGGUGACGAGGAGAAGACGUGGGAGCCAAAACUUAACGUUGUUUCCGCUGCCGAAGCUCUCCAAGCGUACCACGCCCAAAUUGGCGGCGUGCCACACCCGUCCGGCUCCUCCCUGGAAGAUCCACUUAUCAUCGUGGACGAGCCCGAGAAGUGA
Ramularia collo-cygni is the source of this 333-nucleotide messenger RNA. RefSeq lists its product as uncharacterized. The coding region runs from base 1 to 333 and encodes 110 amino acids. Gene Ontology annotation, cellular component: pericentric heterochromatin. The transcript is spliced from 2 exons. Gene Ontology annotation, molecular function: chromatin binding. The record is from RefSeq and is a predicted model, not a curated record. Lineage: Eukaryota; Fungi; Ascomycota; Dothideomycetes; Mycosphaerellales; Mycosphaerellaceae. Gene Ontology annotation, biological process: chromatin organization; negative regulation of transcription by RNA polymerase II.